Pangasianodon hypophthalmus (striped catfish) is the source of this 1909-nucleotide messenger RNA. RefSeq names its product parvin, alpha a (gene parvaa). Gene Ontology annotation, cellular component: cytoplasm; actin cytoskeleton; focal adhesion. Gene Ontology annotation, molecular function: actin binding. Gene Ontology annotation, biological process: actin cytoskeleton organization; cilium assembly; substrate adhesion-dependent cell spreading. The coding region runs from base 167 to 1279 and encodes 370 amino acids. The record is from RefSeq and is a predicted model, not a curated record. The transcript is spliced from 13 exons. NCBI's taxonomy places the organism in Eukaryota, Metazoa, Chordata, Actinopteri, Siluriformes, Pangasiidae.
GGAGACAGGGAGAAUCCAUUUUUCCGAGGGCAGGGCUAAAUAUCAGGAAUUCCAUUUCCGUUCAAGGGAUUUUUCACAAAUCCUACAGGAGGGACUAGAGGAAUUAAAUUCUUUUUUAUUUAUAAGUGAGUUUUCCUUUUUUGUUGUUUUUAAGAGACACUGUUGAAUGAUGGCGUCCUCUCCGCAGAAGUCUCCGACCUCUCCCACUCCUCUGUCUCCCAGCUCCAGGAAGAAAGAUGAAACUUUUCUCGGGAAACUCGGAGGAACUUUGGUCAGAAGGAAAAAGGCGAAAGAAGUGUCAGAGCUGCAGGAGGAAGGCAUGAACGCCAUAAACCUGCCUCUGAGUCCCACACCGUACGAGCUGCAUCCGGAGGACACCAUGCUGGAGGAGAAUGAGGUUCGCACCAUGGUGGACCCCAACUCCAAGAACAACAGCAAACUGCAGGAGCUGAUGAAGGUGCUUAUCGACUGGAUCAAUGACGUGCUGGUCGGUGAGAGGAUCAUCGUGAAGGACCUGGCAGAGGAUCUGUAUGAUGGACAAGUUCUGCAGAAGCUCUUUGAGAAGCUGGAGGGAGAGAAGCUGAACGUGGCGGAGGUAACCCAGUCAGAGAUCGCUCAGAAGCAGAAACUCCAGACGGUCCUCGAGCGCAUCAACGAGGUUCUGAAAGUCUCCCCCAGAAGCACCAAAUGGAACGUCGACUCUGUUCAUGCUAAGAGCAUGGUGGCCAUCCUGCACCUGCUGGUGGCGCUGUCUCAACACUUCAGAGCUCCAAUCCGCCUCCCCGAGCACGUCUCCAUCCAGGUGGUGGUGGUUCAGAAACGGGAGGGAAUCUUGCAGUCUCGUCAGGUUCAAGAGGAAAUCACAGGCAACACUGAGGCAUUAUCUGGCAGACACGAGCGUGACGCAUUCGACACCUUGUUCGAUCACGCACCUGACAAACUGAGCGUGGUGAAGAAGACACUCAUCACUUUCGUCAACAAACACCUGAACAAGCUGAACCUGGAGGUGGCCGAGCUGGACACACAGUUUGCAGACGGAGUGUACCUGGUGCUUCUGAUGGGACUCCUGGAAGGAUACUUCGUACCGCUCUACAAUUUCUUCCUCACCCCGGAAAACUUUGAGCAAAAGGUCCAUAACGUGUCCUUGGCCUUCGAGCUGAUGCAGGACGGCGGACUGGAGAGACCAAAACCCAGGACAGAGGACAUCGUGAACUGUGACCUGAAGUCGACUCUGCGUGUUCUCUACAACCUCUUCACCCGAUACAGACACGUGGAGUGACGAGACACUCUGACGGACCUUUCAGUCUGCGGGUCAGUUUGGGAAAAUCAGCACUACGGGGAUUUGUCGUGGCUGCAUUGUGGUGUUGAUUAUUCCUACAAGUGACCACUCUAUAUGGUGUGUGUGUCGGUGUGUGUGUGUACAGUGAGCUAUCUAAUAGCUAUACAAACGCAGUGUUGCGUAUAAAAGCUUUUUUUUCAGUGGGAGUUUGAACACGGACGAUCAAGCAGCACAAUUCUCACACUGCUGUAGUGUUCACUUGCAGAAUCUCUCGAGCGUGCGCGGUUUCUUCUUCACUCCAAAGAAAUAUAUAAGCAACAAAAUAUAUAUGAGCAGAUUUUUCUAUGUGGUUUAAACAAUACAGUAUUGUGUAAGUGUAUGAUGAAUCUGAGAAACAUUUCAGGAUCUUUUUAUAAUUCCUUUAUUUCACACAGCCGACUGAUUUGAAAUAGCAGUAAUGAACCUUCAUUCAUGCUCCAGAGACUAUUCAGAUCACGUGUGUGUGCUUUUAUUUGUGUAGAUGUAGAUAUUUGUGCAGAUAUUUCAUUUAAAAUCUUCAUCAGACUGAGGACUGGGAUAAACUUGAUCAAAUUUGACUGAAUAAAUAAACUUCAAAUGAAUUUACUACCA